AUGCGAUGCGCCGCCGUUGGAGAGAGUCGGAAAUGGAGAGGAUUCGUGGAUGGGCAGGGCGGCGGUACCUCCAAGGUCGUUCGACAGCCAAUGGACCAGCAAAGAGAUGCAGACUCUACGGCUAAACGACUUGCGGUAUACAAUGCAGGUACUCCCAUGUUGGACUUGGUCCGAGGCCUGUCUAAUCCCCACUUCACCGUUCCGAGAGCCAGAGAGCGAAAGAGUCCGCCCGCCUUCUUGCUGCUCACAAUCGAAUCGGUCGUUCCUCUUAUUGAGACGCUCUACUCUAACACUCCCUAUCGCUCCCUCAACAUUAUCCCGCAAGAUGCGCAACUCCUCUCGAGGUUGGGCAAGGCGGCUCCUCCGUCGACGCUGAUUCAGAUCAUCGCGGAAAAAGGCGCUCUUGGAUCUCUACCCAUGUCCACCAUGUGCUUGGGUGCCAUCGACAUACAAGUCUACCCACAUAAAUAUUCGCAAUGA
Molecule: messenger RNA, 480 nt
Organism: Pseudomassariella vexata
Lineage: Eukaryota; Fungi; Ascomycota; Sordariomycetes; Amphisphaeriales; Pseudomassariaceae
Exons: 2
Coding region: 1-480 (159 amino acids)
Source: RefSeq, a predicted model, not a curated record